AUCUCCUGCUGAGGAGUAGCUCAUCUCUCAGGCUGCCCCGCGUGUGCUCCCCCUACUCCAACAAACUCCCCCCUGUAUCCCCGUCAUCCACCCCCUGCCACUCUCCACCACCACCCGGCUCCUUUCGCCCUCGACUCGACCACCACAUCCGCUACAACGAACGUGCUCCGAUAACAUCGCACGCAUCCCAGACACGCCCAGAUAACAUCCUCCAUUCAUACGAUUACAUUCGCCACCUCCUAUAUAGUACAUUAUUUCUAUAACCGCAUUAUUUCCUCCCCCAAUUAUAAGAUCACUCGAAUCCCAGAUCGUUAUCAGCAACACCCUCCACCACCUCACCCACGCAGAGCCACCAUGUCCAAGGUCAAUAUCUCCAACCAUCCUCUGGUCCUCUCAAAGCUUACCCAGCUAAGGCUUCAUGACCUUCCUCCCAAAGACUUUCGUGAGGGGAUCAGAACUAUUGGCUCAAUGCUCAUUUACGAAGCCGCUCGUGAUCUCCCCCUACGAGAUGUGCCCGAUCUUCGAUCCCCUAUCGCUCCCUUCACAGGCCAGACCAUCCCUUUGCGCAUUGGCCUCUCUCCCAUUUUGCGAGCCGGUAUUGGAUUAACCGAUGCUGCGCUUGAAAGCUUCCCUGAAGCCACUGUGCUCCAUCUUGGCCUCUUCCGAGAUAAAGUGUCAUUGCAAGCUAUCGAAUACUAUUCAAAGCUUCCCUCUCAGGUCACCGCCGACCUCGUAUUCCUCCUUGAUCCCUUGAUUGCCACUGGAGGGACUGCUAUCGCUGCCUUGAACAUGCUCACCGAAUGGGGGCUUGAGCAAUCUCAGAUCAAGGUCGUUUCAGUCCUUGGCUCAAAGUUGGGAGUAAAGAAUGUGCAAGAUGAAUUUCCCAAUGUAGAGAUCUAUAUCGCCGCCGUCGAUGACGAGCUUACCGACAAAGGCUACAUCUCUCCCGGACUCGGUGAUGCCGGCGACAAAUUGUUCAACACCUUUGCUCAUUAGGAAUUGCGUAUGAAGAAUAAUACUUAUCGCGAUCAUUUGUACAAGGCCAAGAAUAACCAGAAAUCAAGUUGUCCAUCCCAUCAUACAAAGAGUCAUAAUCGUUCAUCAUAUCAUAUCUAUCUGCUAAAACUGAAUUCGACACACCUCUAAAAAGGGGAUACACUUCUCUAUACGCCUGUCUAAUUUUAUUCAUCUCUUCUAAUGCCACCCCUCUCUCUAAGGUCAUUCAUACCAAGUGAAUGCCGUCGUCUCCCAGUACCUAGCCAGUUUUUCCAAUUGGUUGUACCAGUACCAACAAACAUGACUACUCGGUCUCUUGCCACACCAGCAAGACCAUCACCAUGGCCUGCUGUAGCGUCCCAGUGAAGACCAGAUGUUACACCGUCUGUUCAGUCAGAUGCAUUUAUGAGCCAAAGAAAUGAUAAUAAGCUUGAUCAAGUUGAUUAGAACUAUAACGGUCACAUUGAAAUUGUACUCACGGCAGCGUCAAUAAUGAUAUCUCGUCCACCGAGGAAGAAUGCGG
Messenger RNA from Cryptococcus deneoformans JEC21, 1519 nucleotides. RefSeq names its product uracil phosphoribosyltransferase, putative. The transcript has 9 exons. Lineage: Eukaryota; Fungi; Basidiomycota; Tremellomycetes; Tremellales; Cryptococcaceae. Bases 355 to 996 code for a protein of 213 amino acids. The record is from RefSeq and is a predicted model, not a curated record.